UCCGGACAUGGAGUUGGAAAGUGAGUCUAUUAAUGCAUAUCUUGCGAUCAUGGUGAGACAAUGCAAUCGCCAUAAUUCAGCCAAAGCAGCAUUCAUUGAUUCAUUUUCAAUGACUGCCAUUUGGAAGAGAAAAGCUCCAAGACUCAAGAUCAAACCCAUGGAGCAUGAAGUGAUUCUGGGAAUUGUAAAUGAACAUCAUCACUGGACAUUAGUGGUCAUUUACCCACAAGAAAAGAAGUCGCUGUAUCUUGAUCCACUCGGAGAAACUAAACAAGGUAUCCAAAAUUGUUUGGAAUCAACAAGGGCAUUCAUGCGAAAAAAAGGAUGCAACGUCUCAAGAUGGACUUGUGACACAGUCAAACACCCAAAACAAUUGGACGCUACCUCAUGUGGAGUCUUUGCAUUGAAAGUACGAGUCUUAACCGUAAUACAUACAUAUAUACAACAAUAUUGGAAAUGUUGUGUUGUAAUAAAUGUUAAUGACAGGAAAAGGAAUAUAAGAUAAUUACACAAAAAAAGAAAGAAAUUGAUUCACAGCAAACAAAUUUCUAUAAAAUAACAUUUACGAUAUUAGCCUAUUUAGUCAUCUUAGAAUCUCUUUUUCAGUUUGCUGAAAAGAUCUUGCAAAAAGAGUCAAUAGACUUUCCGUCU
This is a messenger RNA of Oreochromis niloticus (Nile tilapia), 651 nucleotides long. Its product is annotated as sentrin-specific protease 2. The coding region runs from base 8 to 505 and encodes 165 amino acids. The transcript is spliced from 5 exons. The record is from RefSeq and is a predicted model, not a curated record. Gene Ontology annotation, biological process: proteolysis. Gene Ontology annotation, molecular function: cysteine-type peptidase activity. NCBI's taxonomy places the organism in Eukaryota, Metazoa, Chordata, Actinopteri, Cichliformes, Cichlidae.